Molecule: messenger RNA, 381 nt
Organism: Tauraco erythrolophus (red-crested turaco)
Lineage: Eukaryota; Metazoa; Chordata; Aves; Musophagiformes; Musophagidae
Gene: CBY1
Product: chibby 1, beta catenin antagonist
Biological process (GO): negative regulation of Wnt signaling pathway
Cellular component (GO): nucleus
Source: RefSeq, a predicted model, not a curated record
AUGCCUCUCUUCGGGAACACCUUCAGUCCGAAGAAGACUCCCCCCAGGAAAUGCUCCUCUCUCUCCAACCUGCACUUGCUGGAUAGAUCGACCCGUGAGAUUGAGCUGGGCCUGGAGUACGGCAUCCCCACCAUGAACCUUGCUGGCCAGAGCCUCAAGUUUGAAAAUGGCCAGUGGGUGGCAGAAUCAGGAAGCUUCACGGGGGAUCGCAGGGAAAUGCAGCGCUUGCGCAAACGAAACCAGCAGCUAGAGGAAGAAAACAACCUCCUUCGGCUGAAAGUGGAUAUUCUGCUGGACAUGCUCUCCGAGACCACAGCCGAGUCCCACCUCAUGGAGAAGGAGCUGGAGGAACUGAAGAACCACAGCCGGAGAAGGAAGUGA